GCCAAGGUCGUAUUAAUAAUGAUUUCCUACCGGUGUGAGUAAAACGGUCGUAGGAUCGUUUAAUAAAUCCCCCGUUUUCUAUGCGUAGGCACAUUCUUAAUUCCGUUCGAUCUUCCCAUUCAACGUUCCGGAAGAAAGUGAACUGAUUGAAUGAUGAAUAAAUGGCUCCAGGGAACGCAGAGUUGUAACACCUGUUACAAGUGUACUAUACCACAACAAGAUCACAAGGCCAAUCCUACCUGGACAUACCGGACCAGUGACGACAGAGAAGGACCUGCUACCUGGGCUUUAAGCUAUCCCAUUGCUAAUGGACACAGGCAAUCCCCUAUUGAUAUUCUUUCUAGUCAUACAACCUUUGAGCUUGAUCUUAAGCACCUCAAACUGAAGUACAACCCAGCCGACUCCAUAGACAUCCUGAACAAUGGUCAUUCCUUCCAAGUUGUCUAUGUGGAUGAUACUGACAGCUCAACACUGACUGGAGGGCCUGUCACCGGCACAUACAGGCUGAAGCAGUUCCACUUUCACUGGGGCUCCACUGACGACAAGGGCUCUGAGCACACCGUUGAUGGGAAACACUUCCCUGCUGAACUCCAUCUGGUGCACUGGAACAACAAAUACACCAGCUUUGAUGAAGCCACUAACCACCCUGAUGGUCUUGCUGUGGUUGGAGUGUUUCUGCAGAUUGGUGCUGCAAACCCCAAGCUGCAGACUGUUUUGGAUUCCCUGGCGGCCAUCCAAACAAAUGGGAAGCAAACUGCAUUUCCCAACUUUGAUGCCCAUACUCUACUGCCUCCCUCACUGGACUUCUGGACAUAUAGUGGCUCCCUGACCACUCCCCCUCUGUUGGAGUGUGUCACCUGGAUCGUCCUGAGGGAACCAAUCAGUGUCAGCUCUGCCCAGAUGAGUGAGUUUCGCAGCUUGAUGUUUAAUGCGGAUGGACAGCCUCCAUGCUGCAUGGAAGACAACUUCAGGCCCCCUCAGCCUCUCAAUGGACGCAAGGUCCACCGCUCUUUUCAUAUCUAGAAAGACCCUCAUCACUGUCCUCGUGCUGAUUUUAGUUUCUAACUCAAUCACUCAGAGAAAUUUAUUGGGUUCAUUAACUACAAGAAUUUACUGUUUUCAUCUCUCAGUAACCAAACAUAGUAGAUAUCCUACAGAGAAAAUCUUGAGGGAAAUAUAAAUGGUUUCUAUGCAUUCUCUUUUGGACUGGGUCCCAUUGAUUGCUGUAUUGUUUGACUUGAUCAGGUUUUAGGUUUUAUGCUGAAAAUAAAAAUUAUGCAAUUCAACUUAAUGAUUUUGUUCAACUUAAUGAUGUUGUUGAAACUGCUCAUUAAAACGUAUCUCCCAAGUUCAUCAUUAUGUCUGAAAGGCAUGUGAGUGGUCCCAGGGUGGUCCAGCGUUCGAAGACACUGCCUCUGGUGCACUGCUACGGCAUGGGUUUAAAUCCAAUGCUCUGUCAUCAAACUCUCCUGUGUAUACCCACUUACCUGUCAAAUAAAAUGGCGUGUGACAUCA
Esox lucius (northern pike) is the source of this 1515-nucleotide messenger RNA. RefSeq names its product carbonic anhydrase. The transcript has 8 exons. Gene Ontology annotation, cellular component: cytoplasm. The coding region runs from base 151 to 1023 and encodes 290 amino acids. Gene Ontology annotation, molecular function: carbonate dehydratase activity; zinc ion binding. Lineage: Eukaryota; Metazoa; Chordata; Actinopteri; Esociformes; Esocidae. The record is from RefSeq and is a predicted model, not a curated record. Gene Ontology annotation, biological process: carbon dioxide transport.